AUGGCAUCUUCAUCUCUAUCAGUCGUGUUGCUCCUGUGCCUGGCCACAGUGGCGUCGGCGCAGCUGUCGACGACAUUCUACGACAAGUCGUGCCCUUUGGCUCUUGAAAAAAUCAAGACCGGCGUGGAGACGGCCAUCAACAGCGACCGCCGCAUGGCCGCGUCGCUGCUCCGGCUGCACUUUCAUGACUGCUUUGUCCAGGGCUGUGACGCGUCCGUUCUGCUGAAUGAGACUAGCGUGGGUGGCAACGAGCGGGGCGCGUUUGGGAACGUGGGAUCGCUGCGUGGCUUCGAGGUCAUCGAACAAAUCAAGAAGGAUGUGGAAGCCGUGUGCAAAAAGCCCUACAGCAACAACCCCGUCGUCUCCUGCGCCGACAUCCUCGCCGUCGCCGCUCGCGAUUCCGUCGUCGCGUUGGGAGGGCCGACGUGGGAGGUUCAACUGGGGAGGAAGGACUCCGCCAACGCUACCGUGGCUCUGGCCAACGCGAACCUGCCUGGGCCGUUCUUGGACGUCGCCGGCCUCAAGGCCAGCUUCGCCGGCAAGGGGCUCAACUUGACCGACAUGGUCGCCCUCUCUGGCGGCCACACCAUCGGGAUGGCGCAGUGCAAGAACUUCAGGAGCAGGCUCUACACCGAGCCCAACAUCGACUCCACCUUCCAGGACAAGCUCAACGACACCUGCACCCCGUCUGGCAACGACAACAGCCUGGCCCCGCUGGACGACACGGCGACCCCCCCGACCCAGGACAUGUUCGACAACGCCUACUUCCUCAACCUCCAGUCCAACAAGGGGCUCCUGCACUCCGACCAGGCGUUGUACAACGCCACCGCAACCAGCGGUGACACCGAAGUCAUCGUUAACAGCUUCGCUUCUGCCCAGGCCGUGUUCUUUAAGGCCUUCGCCUCGGCCAUGGUGAAGAUGUCCAACCUCGGCCCGUCGCCUGGCUCUCCUCAGGGCCAGAUCAGGAAAGAGUGCUCCAUCCCCAACUAAGAUCACCAUUUGCACCGAAAUGACAGCGUGGACCAACAACCUGCUGCUGUGAGAGUCCACCCGUAUUUUUGCCGUACAAUGAACCAUGCGUGUCCUUUCAGCACCUUGCAUUGUA
Messenger RNA from Triticum aestivum (bread wheat), 1105 nucleotides. RefSeq names its product peroxidase 2. Bases 1 to 990 code for a protein of 329 amino acids. The record is from RefSeq and is a predicted model, not a curated record. The transcript is spliced from 3 exons. Gene Ontology annotation, molecular function: peroxidase activity; heme binding. Gene Ontology annotation, biological process: response to oxidative stress; hydrogen peroxide catabolic process. Lineage: Eukaryota; Viridiplantae; Streptophyta; Magnoliopsida; Poales; Poaceae.